CAAGACAGAAAGCUCUAAAUCUUUGUUCCAAAAAUAGUAAACCACCCACCCAAUAAACAAAUUUUGCAAGAAGAAAGCUAAAUUCUAGGAGGAAAAAAAUCCGUUAAUUGGUUUUAGCCUUUAAAUACUCUCCUCUCACUUUUACUUCUCUGAAACGCCCACUCCCCCACCAAAGAAAUUUUUUUUGUUUAAACAAUUGCAGCUUUACUGCUUAUGAUUUACGAAUGUACUCCUAUAUGACCCAAUCUUGAUGCUUUGACAUAUUCUUGCUUUUAUCUUUUGUUUCCUUCUCGUCUACAUACUCUUAGAAAUAGACCCCACUGCUAAUAAAAGGCUGGGGUCUUUUCUAGGGGUUUAUUUGUUCUAAAGUGUUGUGCAAUAAAGCUGUUUUAAUGGGGAGUUGCGUAUCAACAUCGGAUAAAAGAAUUACGACACAAAAAAGAAACCGCCCAUGGUCAAAGAAAUGUCGUGGGAAGCUUUCCGGUUCGGUCUCCGAUGGAAGCAAGAAAAGGAAAAGCAAUGGUUGUGUAACAGAUAUAGCUGUUAGCGAAUAUGUUCGUAUGGAUUUCGAGAAGGGUGCAACCACUACUUGUAGAAGAUCUGAGGUUUCCAACUCUACAUUCCAUUUAACCCAAUUGCAAUGGCAUCUUAGCCAAAUGGAUGCCAAAGUAUCUUGCCAUGAGGAUACUUGGUUUGAUUCAGUUAGUAUUAUGGAAUCGGAAUCAGAUGAGGAAUUCAUCAGUGUUUAUGGAGAUGGUUUUCCAACAAUGGGCACUGCAAUUGGGAAUAUAUCAAGCGCUCAAGUACUUCAAUACGGAGCUUCAUCAUGCUUCGUGGAAGGCAAGUGCAAAUACGAACAAUACCAUGAAAGUUACCUGAAAAUUGACGGUGGUAGAUUGAGCAAAGAAGAAACGAGAGAAUCCAACGCUCGGUUUUCAACCAUGAGUAGCCAUGGUCAUGAGCUUUCGCGCUUUGGAAAGGAGGCCGAUGACUGGAAGAAGAAGAAGCUAUUGGAUUGUUCUCAUGGAAGCUUUAAAAGUGUGAAAGAUGAAAGGCGAUCUGGCUUUUGUAAAAUGCUUCCUUCUAUCAAUUUCAAUGAGAAGAUUUUGGCAACUCAUAUGGCUUCCCAAUCUCAAAGACGAAAAUCUACCGUUUAUCGGCUUUCUGUUAAGAGGACUUCAUGUGAUGCAGAAGAAUAUUCAUCGAAACAAUUUUUAUAUCUUCCAAGAGCAGGAUAUGCAAUUCCAUGCAGCAAGGAUGAGAAAGCAAAUAGAGGCUGUUGGUCUCAGAUUCCAUCUUCAAAGUUUCAACUUCGUGGCGAGACCUAUUUUCAAGAUAAAAGGAAGUGUCCUGCAUCCGAUUUCUCCCCAUAUACUCCCAUAGGUGUUGAUUUAUUCAUAUGCCCAAGAAAGAUAAAUCACAUUGCUCAACAUGUAGAGCUUCCUCAUUUCAAACCAAAUGGGAAAAUCCCUCCUCUUCUAAUUGUAAACAUUCAAUUGCCGACUUAUCCCGCUGCAAUGUUCCUCGGCGAUGGCGACGGUGAAGGAAUGAGCCUUGUUCUUUACUUCAAAGUUUCUGAGGAUUUCGACAAUAACAUCUCUCCUCAAUGUUUGGAAAACAUUAAGAAAUUUAUUGAUGAUGAAGUGGAGAAAGUGAAAGGGUUUACGAAAGAUUCCAACGUUCUUUUCAGAGAAAGGUUGAAGAUCAUGGCCGGGUUGGUUAAUCCUGAUGAUCUCAAUUUGAAUUCUACGGAAAAGAAACUUGUCAAUGCUUAUAAUGAAAAACCAGUUCUCUCUCGCCCUCAACACAAAUUUUUUAAGGGCUCGAAUUAUUUCGAGAUUGAUUUAGACAUACAUCGCUUCAGUUUCAUAUCAAGGAAAGGACUUGAAUCGUUUCGAGAUCGUUUGAAGAAUGGAACACUUGAUCUCGGUUUAACCAUCCAGGCACAAAAACAAGAAGAAUUGCCAGAGCAAGUGUUGUGUUGUUUGAGGUUGAACAAGAUCGACUUCUCCGAUAAUGGUCAAAUCCCUACACUUAUGACAUUGGAUGAAUAAUUAACAUGUCUUUGUAUGGAGGAUCUAAGAUGUUCAAUUUUUUAAAAAGCUUAGUCACUGCAACAUUUCUAGCAUUUUAACAGAGCAAAUAAAAGAAACAUCUUUUACUGUAAAUGUAUUGAUUAAACAUUUUAUUUGGGUUGAAAUAACAUUGUAACACAAAA
This is a messenger RNA of Gossypium arboreum, 2218 nucleotides long. RefSeq lists its product as uncharacterized. The record is from RefSeq and is a predicted model, not a curated record. NCBI's taxonomy places the organism in Eukaryota, Viridiplantae, Streptophyta, Magnoliopsida, Malvales, Malvaceae. The transcript is spliced from 10 exons. The coding region runs from base 393 to 2054 and encodes 553 amino acids.